AUGAAGAGUGAAUCAACAACAGAUUCUAGAUUUCCAACGUGGAUUACUCCUAAAGUACAGAAAGUAGUGGAAGGACAAGAAGACAGUCUUUUUAAUCCUUUAAAUAUACCGGAAUCUAUUCAGGAAGAUAAAGGAAUUAGCCCUUCAUCGAGUCCUAGAACGGCAGGUUCAGGGAAUACCGUUACUACAGCUACUACUGGGGCCACGGGAGCUACUGGAGCUACUGCAGCCACUGGAGCUACCAGAGCCACCACUGCCAGCAUGCUGGCAAAGAACCUUAUCAAAGCACUGCAUGAACAGCAACUCAGUGUCGAGAUAUCAGAUUAUGAUUCAGAGAUGAUUCGUAUCCUACAGGAAGAAAACUUCAGUGAUACAGAUUCCAUGAUGUAUUAUUCAUCUCCGUGCCAAAGAUCGAAGCAUCUCGAAUCCGACAACGAGAUUGAAAGUCGGUUCGAUUCCUGGUUGAAAGUAACCGAAAAUAAUCUACAACAAUAUCAAUCGUUAACGAAACAAGCCAGUCUUAGCCGACUGAAGUUGGUUGAAAGAGUCCAAAAGAUGCUGCAGCGACUAGGCCAGAGCAAGGUUGGAACCCAGCAACAACAACUGCUGAUGCUGCAGUGGUGUCAAAACCUCCUAAAAGAGGCCAACUACAUGUAA
Molecule: messenger RNA, 657 nt
Organism: Brettanomyces nanus
Lineage: Eukaryota; Fungi; Ascomycota; Pichiomycetes; Pichiales; Pichiaceae
Exons: 1
Coding region: 1-657 (218 amino acids)
Source: RefSeq, a predicted model, not a curated record